This is a messenger RNA of Dromaius novaehollandiae (emu), 5091 nucleotides long. It is a transcript of the gene ADGB, whose product is annotated as androglobin. The coding region runs from base 117 to 4835 and encodes 1572 amino acids. Gene Ontology annotation, biological process: proteolysis. The transcript has 35 exons. Gene Ontology annotation, molecular function: oxygen binding; heme binding; protein binding. The record is from RefSeq and is a predicted model, not a curated record. NCBI's taxonomy places the organism in Eukaryota, Metazoa, Chordata, Aves, Casuariiformes, Dromaiidae.
GCCGGCCCCACGGGCUCCCGGGCCGCGGGGCGGCGCUGGCGCCGCUGCCUCAGGCGGGCCGGGUCGCUCGGCAACGCCGUGGACGCGGCGGGAGCUUGCGGCGGGAGCUUGCAGCGAUGGCCUCCAAGGCGAGCAAGAAGAAGGAGUCCCUGCGCCGCAGCAGCUCUGGGCUCCUGGGCGCCCGCGUCAAAGAGAGGACUAUAUCUUUCCAAAUAGGUGCAGCCGGUGAGUCAAAGAAAGGGAAAUUACCCAUUUGGCCAGAAUGGAAUGAAGCAGAUAUCAAUGCAGAAAAAUGGGAUGCAGGAAAAGCUGGAAAAGAGAAAGAAAAAUCUGGAAGAAGUCCUAUUUUACCUGCCUUUGAGGAUCCUGAAGGGAAAAUAGAAUUGCCACUGUCCUUAAAAGUGAAUUCAUGGAAACGUCCAAGUGAGUUUUUAACAGAUAAGGUUCCCGUGGUAGUCAAAAAUGAAACCACAUUUGACCUUUUUUCAGCAAAUAAGCAUAUAUUUUGCAGCGAGCUGAUGAGAUGGAUUAUAAGUGAAAUUUGUGCAGUCUGGAGGAUAUAUAAUGGAAAGGUUUUAACUAGUGAAACAUCCACACUUUUUUGGAAACCAUGGGAACAUAUUUAUGCCUUAUGUAAAGCUACUAGGGGACACACGCCACUGUACAAUAGCUAUGGAAAAUACAUAGUGAAACUUUUUUGGAUGGGGUGCUGGAGAAAGAUCAUUGUGGAUGACACUAUGCCUUUCAACGAAGAUGAUAAUUUGUUACUACCAGCUACAACCUGUCAAACUGAACUUUGGCCAAUGCUGCUGUCCAAAGCUAUCAUUAAGCUUGCAAAUACUGAUAUAUGUGAAAGUGGAAAAAGAGAGCUAGAGGAAUUUACAGUUUUACAUGCACUGACUGGAUGGAUACCAGAACUUAUUCCUAUCCAGUCUGGUUACUUGGAUAAAGUUUGGGGCUUUUUGAAAGAGAUUGUGCCAGAAUUCAAGCUGCCAAAUGGGAAAACUCCAGAACUUGAUAUUCCUCAGCCACAUAGAAAACCCAAAGAGACCAAAACUUUUGAGUUAAAAAAUGAAAUAUCACCUGGGAAUAAGCAGUCAGAUAAACCUGAGAAAGCAGAGAAGGCUGAUAAAAUUGGCAAAGAAAAAGCAGAGCAGAAAGAAGUUGGAAAGAGGAAAAGCAGAGAUGGAGAAAAAGAAAAAAACAAGCCAUUGCUUCAGUCCUCACGAAUCUCAGCAGAUGUCCAAAGCUCUCUUCAAGCCUCAACUGAAAAUUCCUUAGUGUCAACCCAGCCACAGAUGAUAGUGUAUGCUAGCUGUAUACCACUACAUUUGUUUGAAGAGAAGAUUUUUUCAUUAGGCCAGAUGGCUGAUUCUUCAGAGAAGCUGAGGCAAUAUGGACUUUCCCACCUAUAUAGCCAUCCUGUCCUGGUUACUAGAACUAGGUCCUGCCCUCUGGUAGCACCACCACAACAACCACUGGUUCCUCGCUGGAAGCUUUUCCGUCAGAAAAAAGAAACUAUCGUGACAUCUGAACCUCAAGAACCUGUAAUGAAGAAACCUGAAGAACAUGUUGAGAUUGCUAGCCCAUUUUUGAAUUAUAAAAUCAACAUUCUCAGAGUACCAACAGAUACUCACUUUCCAAAGGCUGCCAUCAAAAAAGGAUUUCAGUCCUUAUGCCUUCUCCCUUCUGUUCCUGAAAAUGAUGAAAAUGAAAAUGACAUUAAUGUGGAUAUGAAUCAAAGUAUGAAAUGCUUAAAAGCAGAAGAUAAUUCUCAGGAGACCUGCUUCUUUCAGCAGCAUAAUGCAGGGAGACCUGCUAAAGAAGAAUUACAUGAGAAUAUUAGUUUUGAUGCAACACAAACGUCAGAAACAGCUGAUACUAGUAUUAACAACCAGAUGGUCAAUAAAUCAAAGGAAGAAAUUGAGUCAGAAAAGAAUUCUGUUUCCAGGGAAACCUGGAUUAGCUUUGAAGACUUCUGUAUUUGUUUCCAGAACCUGCAUGUUUUCCACAAACCACAUACAUAUGCUUAUAACUAUCAAAAGGCAGUUUUUAAGUCUACUGAUGGUCAAGUCUUCUAUUACUUAUUUGUGGACAGUCUGAAGCCCAUUGAAAUCCUGAUUAGCUUUUCCGCAUUAGUACGUUGGGGUGACAUUGGAGGGGAAGGCUCUGAUGUUUCGAAGGGAGUGCUGAUGGUGGAACAUUUCUCUUGGAAACGUGUGGCUCUGGGUCAACUUGUGCUGAAGAUGCAUACAUACACAACCAAGGCUACUGUGUUAAAUCUUCCUGUUGGGCGACAUGUGUUGCUCUUCACUGUAAGUUCUCCCGUAGGACAUCAUAUUCAUCUGUGUAGCAUGGUGCCAUGUGUCUUUGGAGAAGAAGAUACUGUGAUGCCAAAUCUUGAGAAGGAGAGCUACCGGUUUAUAGAACAGGCUACAGCUAUCCUGAAAGCUAUUGGAAAUGUGAUAAAUUAUUUCAGCAGUAAGCCUGAACUUUCUAGAGCUCUGAAGGGGUUGGAACUAACUCACUGUCCUCCUGGCCUCCAGGGUACUAGAAUAGUUGAAGAACACUUCAAGGUUUUCAACAGUGCAUUUUGGUAUUUGAUCAAACAUGUAUUAGGCAACAAGGUUCCUCCCAGUUAUGGAUUUGCUUUCAGGUCCUUCACUUUGGAUUUUAAAGCCACUGAGGUUUCUGAGAAUGAAAGUGUGUCGACAGAGGCUUUUGACAUACCUUUCCUUAGUAGCUGGCAGAACAGAAUUCCCACUUCUGAAGAAGAAGCAGCAGCACUCAAACUUCAAGCGAGCUGGAGAGGGACCUAUGUUAGGAAAGUGAUAAAUGGCAGAAAACCAGGUACUAAAGAAAAUGCUAAUGUCAAAGAAACCUUGCAAAAAUUGUGGGGUCUGAUUGAGUUAAAUUUUGAACGAUGUGCUGUAAUUUUGUUGAGAGAAAUGUUUAAAAGUAACUGUAAGUCAAUUGAAAAGUUUCCUUGUUAUGAAGAUGAAUUGUCCAAGAUUGCCUUUGUUGACUAUGUUGUAACAUAUGCUGAUCAGCCACCAAAUGUUUGGUUUGUGGUUUUUAGAGAGAUAUUUUAUGUUCCAGAAGACAUGCUUAUAGUGCCAAAGAUGUAUACCUCUAUCCCUACCUGUAGACUCCAUGUAACUGAUAAUGACACACUGGAGGAAAUGCCACAUGUCUUUUUCAAAGUGGCACCUCAUGUUUAUCCGAAGAAUAAGAAAGGAUACACUUUUAUGGCUGAAGCACAUACUGGUGACUUAUCUAUGGCAUCUGGGAGAUGGAGGCUCCGACUCAUUGGUUCCCAUAGUCCACUCCCUUUCCUGUCUCGUGAGACUGUAAACAACUUCUAUUCUACUAAAGAAAUUAAAGACUAUUACAUACCCAAUGACAAGUGUAUAAUAUUCAGGUAUUCAGUAAAAGUCACAUCAUCACAUAUUGCUACUGUGCAGGUACAAACCUCUAAAUCUGAUGCGUUCAUUAAACUACAAGUCCUAGAUAAUGAGGAAGAAAUUGUGAGUGCCACUGGAAAGGGACAUGCAGUCAUCCCUGCUUUUAAUUUCUUGAGUAAUGAAAGUCUUUCAAGUUCCUCAUCAAGCAAAGCUCAGCUUAUUCAAAGCAGUACAAGGAAGGAAUCAGAAACUGGAGGAUCCAAAAAAAAAGGUUGUAUUCCAUCUCUGAAGAGUACCAAAAGUUCUCUAAAGCCAGGAUUUGUACAAGAAGGUCCAGCUAUAUUAGAAGAUGAAUCUUUUCUUCUGGCAAGCUUUGAAAAGAAAGAUGAAAGUCCACAGCUAUCUCACAAGUAUAUUAUACAAGCACUGGUGUUAUAUAAUAGUUGGCCACUUACUGAGAGUGAGUUUCUGUUUGUUCAGGAACUGAAAGAAAUGGAGAAAAAUGAAACCAAAGUACCUGGGGAAAAGAAUGAGGAGCACAAUUUUCCCCUAAUGCUUGAUUAUUCUGAAGGACAAAAACCUGCAAGUACUCCUAAACCAAACAGAAAGCCAAAAGAUAAAGUAACUGAGAGGACAGAAAAGUGGAAUAAAGAUAAAGGAUCACCUACAUCUCGAUCUGGAUCUCAGCAAGCUGCUCCAAGCAAACCAUACUGGACCUUACGCCUAGUUAGUGAACAGAGAGAGGCAGAAGUUUUGGAAGUGAAGAAGGAUACCCAGAGAGCAGAUGAGAUCAAAGCCAUGAAACAAGCAUGGGAGUCUGCAGAGCCAGGAAGAGCUAUCAAGGCUUUUCAGGAACGCAUGCAGUUUAUUGACAAGUAUGCUGUGAGAGGUUCAGAGGAGCCCAUAGCUGAGACUGAGAUCAGGAGUUUAACACAUAGUCCAGGAGAAAAAGGUUCUCUUAUCACUGAAAAGAAACCAUCACAAGCAAUUAUGUACUCAAGCUUACAAAUGCAACGAAAGGAAUGGGAGCCUAUAGACUGUAGUGUCUACAUGAGAAAAACAAUGUCUGAGUCUGUUCUAAGAACUGAGUCUAUCAUUCAGCAGCAAGAGAUGCAUAAAGCAGAAAAAAUCAACCAUUUUAGAGAACUUCGAGAGCUGGCUUUGGAAGAAAGAAAAAAAGAACAAAAUGCUAGAACUUUAUUGAAGCAAAAUAUACUUGAAAUGUAUGAGAAUCUGCAGGCAUCCUUAGACGAAACACGAGGCAGAAUUCUCGGUAUUCGGGACGCGUACAGAAGUAAGCUACUCGAGGCUGAGCUCAGGAAACAAGAAGCACUGGCAGCUGGUGAAGCAGUCCUGCAAGCAGAGCAAGAGAAGAAAAGCCCAGAUACACAAAAAAAAAAGCAAGGAAAAGGUUUAGGGGAAAAAAAGUAAUUUUACUUGAGUUGCUGACUGUACUGACUUGUACUUAACUGUUUAGGAAAGAAAAUUUAUAUUCAAAGAUGAAAAAAAUUUCCUUAUUUUCCAGUGUUUUUUGUAAUAAUAAAUGUUAUCUCUUUGCCCAGUUUUAUUGCAAAAUCUGACCAGUAUUCUUUUUAACAGUGUUUGGUAUUUUGCUCUCAUAAAUGGUACUCAGUACUAUUAAAGUUUAUGUGUUUUACUGGAAAUAAAAUUUUGAAUCAAAAAUUCA